Messenger RNA from Salvelinus namaycush (lake trout), 1066 nucleotides. RefSeq lists its product as uncharacterized. Bases 106 to 753 code for a protein of 215 amino acids. The record is from RefSeq and is a predicted model, not a curated record. Lineage: Eukaryota; Metazoa; Chordata; Actinopteri; Salmoniformes; Salmonidae. The transcript has 7 exons.
GAGAGAUAUGCAGACUAACGCUUGAGAAAUGAGAAGCAAGCUACACUCGUGACUCGCUCACUCCAAGUACUCAAACAACGUUAAACAAGCCUGAAAUGAUCAAGAAUGAAGAAGUCUCUGCCAGCUAGAGAAUUGCCAAAGAGACAGCGCAAGCCAGCUCCUAAAGUGAGGGAGAUGGAGACCCUUCUCAUGAUGCUGAUGACACAAGAGCCCCACUGUCUAUACCCCCCACCACACCAGGAUGGUGCACACUUCCAAGCUCCCGACUCUGACUCUCCUGGAGCUGGCCCAAGCUAUUUCAACCUGGACCAGCAGGUUAACACCCCUUUGUUGAGAGGUUUGACUCCCAGGGAGUCAUUCACGGGCAUGCUGCUGUCAUCUGAAGAACCAGGUCCACUGAAUGCAGAAUCCAGAGCUCCAACACCAUCUGCUUUUGCUGACACAGUUGUUAUUGACCGCAGUCCACAGAGCGAAUAUGGGGAGCCCAUGGAAGAUGAACACAGACCAUGGCAGCCAUGCCAGAUCUGCAAACAGCAAGUUUACAAACUAAUGCAGGAAAAGAGGAAAAUGGAAGAAGUGCAUUUGAGCUUGAGCCCUGACCAAGUCAAAGCUGUGAGGGGCUUAUGUGACAGUUUUGAGAAAUUCCAAGAGGCUGCAUCCGACACACCUACUAGGAUGGGCAAGCAGGAGCUGUAUCCGGGCUGUGGAGUGUGUCAACCCUGUUGCCUUUGGAUGGCAUGGAAAGUGUCCUGAAGGCAAAUCGAUGCUGGACCAGGCCCGAGUGAACGCAAUCCUGACUUAUGUCAUGCGUUAUGCAUCCGUGGAGUCUGGUAAACUAAAGGCCCUCAUUAACAAGUUCCGGACCGUGCUGAAUAAUCCAAAAGUUAAAACACGAUAGGCCAGUUGGGGGAUUGGGCUCUUAAAUAUUAGUUCUAGGUAAAUGUUGCAAUUCUUCAGCCAUUCCUGGAACUGUGACCAAAAAGGAGCUACAUGUGGACAGUACCAAAAUAAAUGAUCUAAUGACUGCCUUCUCACAGCAAAAUAUGCAGAGCUGGGAAGAUUGUAU